Notodromas monacha is the source of this 1227-nucleotide messenger RNA. NCBI's taxonomy places the organism in Eukaryota, Metazoa, Arthropoda, Ostracoda, Podocopida, Cyprididae. The record is from the annotation of a GenBank genome assembly.
AUGGGGAAUAAGGUGGCUUCGGCGACCCCGCUCCAGCGGGGUAUCGAUCGCAAGAACAUCUCCUGGCCCGUCGGCCGACCCCCGGAAGCGACGAGUCGCAACGCUGUGGCGAAAAAGGACGGUAGUAAUAGUGGUGUCGGUGGUGGCGUCGGCAGCAACCUCUGGAUCAUUGAACGCUCUCCGACGGCCGACGGUGACGAGGCAGCAGCAAAAAUCGUGAAAGUUCGCCGGCUUUUGCCCGACGAAGAACCGCCUGUGCCGACGCGGUCCAAGUGGUCCUACUCGUCCGCUCGCAGUACCAAAACAGAGCCUCCGCUUCUGGCCACCGAGUGUCCCGCAUCCCCGGUGGUACCUUCGGCUGCGUCUGGUCCUGGUCUCACGGGAGACCACCACGAGAGUUUCUGGCGUCGCAGCAAGCGGUCUUUGCGUGUCGCGAAACGCGGUUCGUACAACGUCGCGCCUCUGACUCCCGAGACGCGGAACUCGGGAGUGCUUGUGAGUGACAAGCACAGCAGCUCGGACUCGGGCGAAGGUUUCGACUUCUUCGACGACACCACUUCGUCAACUGAACAAGACUUUAAUGACGAAGUCUAUGGAAACGACGACGCCGACGAAGAAGAAGAAGAAGACAUAGAAAUGAAGCCGUAUUACCAUCGGAUCUACGCCAAUCACCCGCCGCAGUUUGCGUACCCGCGAGGCGUGAAACGAGUGCCGAAACGCUUCGAACUCCAACAAUGCGUGGAAACUGAGCCAGAGAAGCGACCGGAAAGUGCGCCAACUUUGGUGGAAACUGAGAUCGGGGAUUUUGACGUGGUGAGUGCGCAACAUCACUUAACGUUUCGUCGCCGAACCCCGACGCCGAGGCACCAAGCGAAUCCAGCAGGGGCAGGACCACGUUCCGUGGAGGUGUAUACCAUUGUGGUAACACUGGUGAAACGAGAGCGGAUGAUGAGACCCAAGCGAGUCGGGCAGAAUCGGUGGAGUAAUUCCAACAGUCCGAGAAGCACGCCGAGGAGCAGUCCUAGGAACAGCAGGGACUUUGAUGAGCCCGACUCCGGAUUCAGGGACGCCCCUGAGUUCCACCAAGGCGCCUCGAAAUCAGUCGGGAAAGAUUACUCUUCGGGCAUUUACGAGAAGCCGGAAGGGCCAGCGUUUUUCUUGAAUCUGGAAAUGCAGCCGUUCUCAGAAGUAAUCUCGCUAACGGUUGCUUUCGGCUGCAAUGAUUGA